Molecule: messenger RNA, 1365 nt
Organism: Sordaria macrospora k-hell
Lineage: Eukaryota; Fungi; Ascomycota; Sordariomycetes; Sordariales; Sordariaceae
Biological process (GO): acetyl-CoA metabolic process; ergosterol biosynthetic process
Molecular function (GO): hydroxymethylglutaryl-CoA synthase activity
Source: RefSeq, a predicted model, not a curated record
AUGGCUUCCCGUCCCCAGAACAUUGGCAUCAAGGCCAUCGAAAUCUACUUCCCCAGCCAGUAUGUGGAGCAAUCCGAGCUCGAAAAGUUCGAUGGCGUUAGCGCGGGCAAGUACACAAUCGGUCUCGGCCAGACCAAGAUGGCCUUCUGCGACGACCGUGAGGACAUCUACUCUCUCGCCCUGACUGCCGUCUCCCGUCUCCUCAAGAACUAUGAGAUCGACACCAACUCGAUCGGCCGCCUCGAGGUCGGUACCGAGACCCUUCUCGACAAGUCCAAGUCCGUCAAGUCCGUCCUGAUGCAGCUUUUCGGCGAGAACACCAACAUCGAGGGUGUCGAUACCAUCAACGCCUGCUACGGUGGUACCAACGCUUUCUUCAACUCCGUCAACUGGAUCGAGUCCUCCGCCUGGGACGGCCGUGACGCCAUUGUUGUCGCCGGUGAUAUCGCUCUCUACGCCAAGGGCAAUGCCCGCCCUACCGGUGGUGCCGGCUGCAUCGCCAUGCUUGUCGGCCCUGACGCCCCUAUUGCUGUCGAGCCCGGUCUCCGCGGCAGCUACAUGGCCCACGCCUACGAUUUCUACAAGCCCGACCUGACCAGCGAAUACCCCUACGUCGAUGGCCACUACUCCGUCAACUGCUACACUGAGGCUCUUGACGGUGCCUACCGCGCCUACAACCAGCGCGAGAAGCUCCUCACCAAGGGUGUCAACGGCCACACCGAGGACAGCACCAAGACCCCCCUGGACCGCUUCGACUACCUUGCCUUCCACGCCCCUACCUGCAAGCUCGUCCAGAAGUCGUAUGCUCGCCUCCUUUACCACGACUACCUUGCCAACCCCGAGAGCCCCGUCUUUGCCGAGGUUCCUGGCGAGGUUCGCGACAUGGACUAUAAGAAGUCCCUGACCGACAAGGUCGUUGAGAAGACCUUCAUGGCUCUCACCAAGAAGCGCUUCCAGGAGCGCGUCAACCCCGCCAUCCAGGUCCCUACCCUCUGCGGUAACAUGUACUGCGGUAGCGUUUGGGGCGGUCUCACCUCCCUCAUCGGCCACGUCGACAGCGCCCAGCUUGAGGGUAAGAGGAUAGGCCUCUUUUCCUACGGCUCCGGUCUCGCUGCCUCUUUCUGCUCUUUCCGCGUCACUGGCAGCGUAGAGAAGCUCGCCAAGACACUCGACCUCCCCGCCAGACUCGCUGCCCGCCGGGCCGUCCCCCCCGAGGCUUACGAUGCUAUGUGCGACCUCCGCAAGCAGGCCCAUCUCCAGAAGAACUACACCCCCAAGGGUGAUGUGUCUACUAUCGAGUCCGGCACCUACUACCUCGAGAACGUCGAUGAUAUGUUCAAGAGGACAUACUCCGUCAAGGCUUAA